GAAAAAAAGAGAAAGAUGGUCGACAUUGAGAGAGUUGUUCCUGUGGAUUUUCCAUGGAAGAUUACUGUUUAUGUGAUUUUUUGUUGGGUUCUUGCAGCCUUUGGUGGCUUAAUGUUCGGUUAUGAUAUUGGAAUUUCAGGUGGAGUGACAGCCAUGGAUGAUUUUUUGAAAAAAUUCUUUCCAUCUGUCUAUGAGAGAAAACAGCAUGCUAUUGAAGACAAUUAUUGCAAAUAUGACAAUCAAUAUCUUCAGCUCUUCACGUCAUCACUCUAUUUGGCUGCCCUUUUAUCCAGUUUCGUUGCUUCCAGUGUGUGCGAAAAAUUUGGUAGAAAGCCCACAAUUUUUGUUGCAUCGUUAUUUUUCUUGGCGGGGGCUGGCCUGAGCUCUGGUGCUCAAUACCUUUGGAUGCUCAUUAUUGGCAGGGUUCUCCUUGGUUGUGGUGUAGGAUUUGGAAAUGAGGCUGUUCCUCUAUUCCUGUCAGAGAUAGCACCAGUUCAGCAUCGUGGGGCUGUGAACAUUCUGUUCCAGCUAUUUGUCACCAUAGGAAUCUUGAUAGCAAAUCUUGUCAAUUAUGGCACUUCAAAGUCUCACCCAAAUGGAUGGAGAAUUUCCCUGGGGCUUGCAGGCACUCCAGCCUUGGUCCUAUUUAUAGGCUCCUUAAUCAUCCCUGAAACUCCAUCGAGCCUAAUUGAGCAUGGAAAAGAAGGCAAAGGAUUAAAGGCACUUAAGCAGAUUAGAGGAGUCGACGAUGUUGAUGCUGAGUUCAAGCAAAUUCAAUCUGCCUGUGAGAUAGCCAGGGAAGUUAAGAAUCCAUUUAAGAACAUCAUGAAACGAUCCAGUAUCCCCCCGCUAGUUAUUGCAGUUCUCAUGCAAGUGUUUCAGCAGUUUACAGGAAUCAAUGCUAUAAUGUUUUACGCACCUGUUUUGUUCCAAACUGUUGGAUUCAAGAAUGAUGCUUCUCUUCUGUCCUCUGUGAUCACUGGGUUAGUCAAUGUGAUUAGUACAUUGGUCUCGGUUUAUGCUGUGGAUAAGAUUGGGAGGAGAAAAUUGCUGCUUCAAGCCUGUGUCCAGAUGUUUAUUAGUCAGGUUGCUAUUGGGCUUAUUUUAAUAUUGAAAUUGUCAGCUACAGGAACGCUUUCAAAACCACUGGCAAUCAUUGUUGUGUGCCUCGUUUGCUUGUAUGUUAUGUCGUUCGCAUGGUCAUGGGGUCCUCUGGGCUGGUUGAUACCAAGUGAAACAUUCCCUCUAGAGACCAGAACUGCUGGGUUUGCUUUUGCAGUUAGCUCAAACAUGCUCUUCACUUUCCUCAUAGCUCAGGCUUUCUUAUCAAUGCUUUGUCACAUGAAAGCCGGUAUAUUCUUCUUCUUCGCCGCCUGGAUAAUAAUCAUGGGGUUGUUCGUCGUGAAACUGUUGCCCGAGACCAAGAAUGUACCGAUUGAUCUCAUGGCUGAAAAUGUCUGGAAGAAGCAUCCAGUCUGGAGUAAAUUCAUGGAUUGAUUUGGAUGACGACGACGAUGGUUAUUGUGCAGUAGCAUUAUUAGAAGAGCUAAACAAUUUACACAUUCUGUGCUUUACAAUAUCUACUUUUUUCUUUUUCUUUUUUUUGUAAUUUCAUAUUCGUCGAUAGAUAUGCAAGUUAAUAUGCUUUGCUUUUA
Manihot esculenta (cassava) is the source of this 1655-nucleotide messenger RNA. RefSeq names its product sugar transport protein 8. Lineage: Eukaryota; Viridiplantae; Streptophyta; Magnoliopsida; Malpighiales; Euphorbiaceae. Bases 16 to 1497 code for a protein of 493 amino acids. Gene Ontology annotation, biological process: monosaccharide transmembrane transport. Gene Ontology annotation, cellular component: membrane. Gene Ontology annotation, molecular function: monosaccharide transmembrane transporter activity. The transcript has 3 exons. The record is from RefSeq and is a predicted model, not a curated record.